CCGUAAUCUUUCUAUUCAUCCAAGAGACCCAAGGGUCACGCCACUUGCUGGCAAAGAACAGUUAAUUUUGUAUAAUAAUGCCAUAUACCGAAGAUUACAUCCGAAAUAAGUUGAUAAAAGACCUGGACGCGGUACACGUGGAAGUUGUGGACCAAUCCGAUGGUUGUGGGGCAAAAUUUACGGCUGUAAUAGUUUCGAGUAAAUUCGAAGGAAAGCCAUUACUACAAAGACACAGAUUAGUCAACUCAGUGUUGUCGGAGGAAUUGAAAGAUAUUCAUGCCUUUUCACAAAAAACAUUAACUCCUGAGCAAUGGGAGAAGGAGCGGUCUUUAGAAUCGUAGAAAAAGAAAAAUCUCCCGAGAAGAGGCAUAUAAAU
Messenger RNA from Leptopilina heterotoma, 376 nucleotides. RefSeq names its product bolA-like protein 2. Gene Ontology annotation, cellular component: cytosol; nucleus. Gene Ontology annotation, biological process: intracellular iron ion homeostasis. NCBI's taxonomy places the organism in Eukaryota, Metazoa, Arthropoda, Insecta, Hymenoptera, Figitidae. Bases 78 to 341 code for a protein of 87 amino acids. Gene Ontology annotation, molecular function: 2 iron, 2 sulfur cluster binding. The record is from RefSeq and is a predicted model, not a curated record. The transcript has 3 exons.